Messenger RNA from Lipotes vexillifer (Yangtze River dolphin), 822 nucleotides. RefSeq names its product VAMP associated protein A (gene VAPA). Gene Ontology annotation, molecular function: FFAT motif binding. Gene Ontology annotation, biological process: neuron projection development. NCBI's taxonomy places the organism in Eukaryota, Metazoa, Chordata, Mammalia, Artiodactyla, Lipotidae. Bases 1 to 822 code for a protein of 273 amino acids. The transcript is spliced from 7 exons. Gene Ontology annotation, cellular component: endoplasmic reticulum membrane; plasma membrane. The record is from RefSeq and is a predicted model, not a curated record.
AUGUUACCAUGGAAUAGCCCCUUCACAGAUGUAGUCACUACAAAUCUUAAGUUGCGAAAUCCAUCGGAUAGAAAGGUGUGUUUCAAAGUGAAGACUACAGCACCUCGUCGGUACUGUGUGAGGCCCAACAGUGGAAUUAUUGACCCAGGGUUGACUGUGACUGUUUCAGUAAUGCUGCAGCCUUUUGACUAUGACCCCAAUGAGAAGAGUAAACACAAGUUUAUGGUACAGACCAUCUUUGCUCCACCAAACAUUUCAGAUAUGGAAGCCGUGUGGAAAGAGGCAAAACCCGAUGAAUUGAUGGAUUCUAAAUUGAGAUGUGUAUUUGAAAUGCCCAAUGAAAAUGAUAAAUUGGGUAUUGCUCCACCGGGGCCGGCCCUGGCUGUUGCUCCGCCGAGCAGCAUCAACAGCACAGUUGCAGCACCUGCCAGUUAUAGCGCGAAGAAUGAGCCCAGGGGACUCAGUGUGUUCAAACAGGAGAAACAGAAGAACGACAUGGAACCCAGCAAAGCCGUUCCCCUGAACGCUGCGAAGCAGGACGGGCCUGUGCCAAAGCCACACAGUGUUUCCCUCAAUGAUACUGAGACGAGGAAGCUCAUGGAAGAGUGCAAGAGGCUCCAGGGAGAGAUGAUGAAGCUAUCGGAAGAAAACCGACACCUGAGAGAUGAAGGCUUAAGGCUCAGAAAGGUAGCACAUUCGGAUAAACCUGGAUCCACCUCAGCUGCAUCCUUCAGAGAUAAUGUCACCAGUCCUCUUCCUUCACUUCUUGUUGUAAUUGCAGCCAUUUUCAUUGGAUUCUUUCUAGGGAAAUUCAUCUUGUAG